Penicillium subrubescens is the source of this 2197-nucleotide messenger RNA. Its product is annotated as Rad21/Rec8 N terminal domain protein. The record is from RefSeq and is a predicted model, not a curated record. Gene Ontology annotation, cellular component: cohesin complex; synaptonemal complex. Gene Ontology annotation, molecular function: protein binding; chromatin binding. Bases 1 to 1941 code for a protein of 646 amino acids. Gene Ontology annotation, biological process: synaptonemal complex assembly; mitotic sister chromatid cohesion; replication-born double-strand break repair via sister chromatid exchange. The transcript is spliced from 5 exons. NCBI's taxonomy places the organism in Eukaryota, Fungi, Ascomycota, Eurotiomycetes, Eurotiales, Aspergillaceae.
AUGUUCUACAGUCAUGAAAUCCUCACAUCGCCAGAGCACGGCGUAGCCACGAUAUGGCUCGUUGCGACUCUCGGCUCGCGCUCCAUCACUCGAAGACUCAACCGUAAGGCCAUACUGGACGUGGAUGUACCCGGUGCUUGCAGUGUCAUCGUCAAUCCUGAAGCUCCUAUGGCGCUGCGACUGCAGGGGAGCCUGCUAUAUGGAGUCUCGAGGGUAUAUGACCAGCAGUGCGGGUAUACUCUGCUCGAUGCGCAGAUGAUGCGUGAUAAGAUGGUUACUAUGUUGAAGCAACUACCGGGUGGAGGUUUGGAUCCUAGUGCUGGAAAGACCAAGCCUACCAGUCUUAUCCUCCCGUACGACCCAACCUUCCUCCCUGAAACGGGCCUCCCCGGUUUAGACCUCAACUUCGCCUUGUUCGAUGUGAUGAGCGAUGAUAGCUCGACGCAGCGAUCUGGUAGUUUGACUUCGUCACCUGCUACCAGCCAAUCUGCCAAUUCCCAGAUUGGGGUCAUCCAGCUUGAGCUACCGACGUACGACCUCAUCAGAGAGGGUGAUGUGCAGGACCUCAAUCUUGCGGAUACCCUCACCUCGGGAAAGAAGAGAGAAUUCCUUGGUAAAGACCUUAAUGAUGAGGGUGUCCUGCUUCAGCCUGACUUUGAGUUUGAUGAGGAUGGUAAUAUUAUUGAGUUUGAUGCGAGCCAUUUAUCGCCGAGUAAGAGGAGGAAGGUUAGCCCAGAGCACGGGGUAUUGGAAGGUCCUGCUGGUGAAGAUGUUCAAGAGGGCGCAGUUGACGAGGUCCCGCUGCCAAUGAUGGACGACGGAAUGGAGAUCAACGCUCAACCCGGACCACAAGAUCCUGAGAACAACAACGCCUUGUCUCCAAAGGAUCGUUUGAUGGAAGAUGGUGAGAUCGAGCGUACCGGGGAAGUACGCGCCCAGCAGCGGAUCCGACAAGUCAAAAAUAUCAUCUCAGACGACAGUACUACCUUGCGCAACACGGAUUUGGCCAAGUGGAAUGACGAGUAUUCGGCCAACAUGGCCCAUGCCACGAAGCUGAAAAAGCAGAACAAAUUGCCCACCCUGGCAAAGAAGAAUGCGGCUUUCUGGGUCUUCGGUUUGGGAAUCGGGUCCGUUGGUAUGGGACUGGGUCAGCGCCGCGAAGACGGUCCUCUCAAGGAAUACUCGGGCGAUGCUCUAUACAGCCUAGUCCCUGGAGAGAAGCACAGUCACCGAGUAGAACCCGAUGAAAACGACGAACAACAGUCACACGGCGCGCUUGGCCAUUCCGGUCAAAAGCAGACGCUAGACGUGGAAAUCGGUCGACAGGCCCCAUCCAGCGUAUACGAUGAUCGGUCCUCCCAAAUGCCAUGGAACAUCACAGCUUCCCUGCAGGGCUCCGUCCGAGGCCAGCGCUUCGGCAGCAUCUCCGGAUCCUCUGCUCGACCACGCGGUCGUCUCAUCAGCGCCAGUCCACUAGCUGGACGCGAUCGUCACAGCAGCCUGUCCAUCCCCAAUGUAGGCGAUGACCUAGGCGAGCUCGAGCAGCUAGACAUCACGCAAUACCUGGAAGGCGAGCUCGCCCCCGACAACGAAGAUAUCAGCACACUCACGGCGCGGCGCAAGUCCAUGAUCGACCGUAUCACAUCGAGUCUGGAUACAGAGAGUUUGAACUUCUUCGAGUUCAUUCAAAUGAAGCUCGACGAGUCCGCAUCCACCAAGCCGGGCGUUAUUACAUUCCCGGAGCUACUCCCGCCGACCGAGACCACGCGCAUCGUUGCGGCACAUGGGUUCAUGAAUGUGCUCACGCUCGCGACGAAGGGUGUUCUGGAUGUGUCGCAGGAGUCGUGCACUGAUUUGGGUGCUGGCACUUGGGGCAUUCGCUUUCAGCAUGGUGAUAUUUCGCUGCGGAUGACUGGGGCUGGGGCUGGGGCUGGAAUUUGAGAACGUGUUUCAGGAGGGGUGCGUCUGGCGUAGUCGGGUCGAUGAUUUACUUCUUUAAGUUCUUUUCGGGGGGCCAUGUGAUCUCAUGAGAUGGCGAUCUUGCUUUUUCUUUUCUCUUUUUUUCUUUUCGACAUUUACUGGAAUUUUCAUUUUUACUUGCCAUCUUCGUCGUGUCAUCUCCGUGCUCGUACGGGGCAUCUUCGGGUGACCCUGCCAGAUCUUAUCAAGAUCUCGGUGAGUCGGGCGCUAGUCUGGG